AUGACCUCCUUGGGGCGCUUCAUCUCCAAGCUUGGCGAGCGCGCCCUCAUUUUCUUCAAGCUGGUGAAGAAGAAUGUCCCGUUCGAGUGGAUCCCGGAAGCUGAGGCGGCCUUCGAAGACCUCAAGCGAUACCUCACGAGCCCGCCUGUCAUGGUGGCACCCACCCACCCAAAAGUCCUACUCACGCUCCUCAUCGCCUCUAGGAAGCUGCACCACUAUUUCCAAGGUCAUCCCAUCAAGGUCAUAUUGGCAUAUCCCCUGGAGAAGGUGCUGCAUAGCCCCAACGGCGUCGGGAGGGUUGCAGAAUGGAACAUCGAGCUGCAGGUCUUCCAGCUGGAGUUCAUCACGACAAGGGUCUUCAAGGGGGCGGCCCUGGCCGACUUUGGCUCGGGGGCUAGAGUCAUGUUCGUCUCACCGACCAAGGACAAGCUAUACUAUGCCGUGCAACUCUGCUUCCAGCGCGGCGAGAAGGUGUCCAACAACACCUCGGAGUACGAGGGCUUAAUUGCUAGCCUUAGGGCCGCGGCUGGCCUAGGAAUCAAGCGCCUGACCAUCAAGGGCGACUCCCAACUCCUCGCCAACUUCUCCAACAAAGAGUACAAGCCGAAGGACAAGCACAUGGAGGCUUACAUGGAAGAGGAAGACGACAUCGCCAAGAGGGCAUCCCGCCGCGAGCCUCAGAGGCCCGACGUCUUCGAGGAGAGGCUCCACAAGCCGUCAGCGGCCCCCCUGGCCAUGGGCCUGGCAUUGCUCAGGGAGGAGCUGCCGCCGGCCCCGACCUCAGGAGCCCCAGCCUGUGGUUCGACCUUAGGAGCUCAUCUACUCUUGGCGCUAGAACCUCAGGCGGGCUGCUGGAUUGAGGAGUUCAAGGCCUACCUACUCCACGACACCUUGCGAGAGAAGGAGGAGGACACGGAGCGCGUUGUCCGCCAGUGCAUAUCCGAAGGACAAGGGUGCAAGUUGCUGGCUGAUAUCCACGGCGAGGACCGCGGGCACCACUCCUCGUCGCGCACCCUCGUGGGAAAGGUGUUCUGCAGCGGUUUCUACUGGCCGACGGUGCUCAACGACGCCGCCAAACUAGUGCAAUCUGGCGAGGCUUGCCAAUUUCAUGCCUAG
Aegilops tauschii subsp. strangulata is the source of this 1116-nucleotide messenger RNA. RefSeq lists its product as uncharacterized. The record is from RefSeq and is a predicted model, not a curated record. Lineage: Eukaryota; Viridiplantae; Streptophyta; Magnoliopsida; Poales; Poaceae. Gene Ontology annotation, molecular function: RNA-DNA hybrid ribonuclease activity; nucleic acid binding.